AUGGAUUUGAGUUGGAGUAAUGACGUCAUUCCACUCAAUAAAGACGAAGAAAACGCAACAGUGGACAAGUCCGGAAAGAACGACGAAGAAGUUAACUCACUCGAUUUUUUGAAUUGUGAAGAAAAGGCCCAAAUCUUUGCUUGGAGUCAGAGGAGUGUGGGGAAAGUUAUUUUUGAUUAUUCGGCGACGCGUUUGCACGGGUGUUCGGGGAGAUACUUCAAUGCUAUUAAUUCAGUGAAAGGGUUUUUAAUAGCAAUUUUAUGCGGAGAAUACCUCUUUGGUGUUGUUGUAACAAAGCCCGUUCAAAUAUACGGAGACUGUGUUGCCGAUAGUAAUUGCUUUGUUUUUGUUUUGAGAGAAAAUGGAAUAAAGAAAAGAAGGAAAUUUAGUAUAAAAGAAGAGGAUAAAGAAUUUGCGUUCACUAUGGGUAGGCAUAACAGCACUAAAUUUUUCGAAGUCGGAAAAGGAGACUUGAAAUUAUACAGAAAAAAAACCAAAAAUUGUUUGGCUUGCGAAUAUAACGGGAAGUCCUUUGAAUAUGGAGAAAAAAGAGUUAAUGUGUUAGGUAGUGAAAAUCGGUAUGGACAAAUUAAAGUCGAUCGAUUUGUGAUAUUUGCAUUGGAAAAUUGA
This is a messenger RNA of Entamoeba invadens IP1, 630 nucleotides long. RefSeq lists its product as hypothetical. The transcript has a single exon. Lineage: Eukaryota; Evosea; Mastigamoebida; Endamoebidae. The coding region runs from base 1 to 630 and encodes 209 amino acids. The record is from RefSeq and is a predicted model, not a curated record.